Tripterygium wilfordii is the source of this 992-nucleotide messenger RNA. RefSeq lists its product as uncharacterized. The record is from RefSeq and is a predicted model, not a curated record. Bases 116 to 724 code for a protein of 202 amino acids. NCBI's taxonomy places the organism in Eukaryota, Viridiplantae, Streptophyta, Magnoliopsida, Celastrales, Celastraceae. The transcript has 3 exons.
CACAGCCGAUUUUCAUGAAAAGAAGAGAAGAAAUUAAAGCCAAAAUUUUGAUAAAAGUUGCUAAACAGUGUACAUAAUCACAUACAGACAGCGAGGGAGCAGAGACUACGCGAGAAUGGCAGUCUCAGUUUCUAUUUUUGCCAUCGUCACAUCUCUUCACCUCAUAGCCUUCGUCCUCGCUAUCGGAGCCGAACGCCGCCGCAGCUCCGCUAAGGUGGUGCCAGAUCAGUACGAUGAGCAAACGUACUGCGUGUAUGAAUCGGAUGCGUCGACUGUGUAUGGACUGGUGGCUUUUGGACUGUUGUUGAUAAGCCAAGCAGUGUUGCACGGCGUUACUAGGUGUCUAUGCUUUGGGAAAGGGCUUGCAACUGGAACAUCUAAUACCACCUGCGCAAUCUUCUUCUUCAUUGUCUCCUGGAUUAGCUUUUUGGGAGCUGAGGCAUGUUUAUUGGCUGGGUCGGCAAGGAAUGCAUAUCACACCAAAUACCGAACAGCCUUCCAUGGAGGAGAACAACUAUCAUGUGCUACCCUCCGCAAAGGCGUAUUUGCUGCAGGAGCAGCUCUAACAUUGUUGUCAUUGCUGGGUUCAGUUCUUUACUAUUGGACUCACUCUAGAGCCGAUACUGGUGGAUGGGAGAAGCACCGAAAUGAAGGUCUUGGCAUGACUGCGUCGGAUUUUCCACAGCCUCUGCAACAACGUGCCAAUGAAUUUGAGAAGGUUUAGUUAUUCUCACUUCCAACUUUUGUGUUUACUUAUCAAGGAUGGAUAGGUUUAAAGUCAAAUAGUUCCAGAAAGCUAUGGGCUUAUAGACGUUAGUCAUGUUAUAUGAUCAUGUAACAGUAUACUCGAAGUCUGUUGUCAGGUUUUUUUUGGCUUUUUUGAGUGGAGGAGGUAUAUUGUCGUGUUUUUCUGUACGUUGUCUUCAUAUCGCUGCACCCUCUUAUUUUUGUUUAAUGGUUGCCUUUCGACCCAUGUAAUGGCGCCGCAGGAG